Cryptomeria japonica (Japanese cedar) is the source of this 1751-nucleotide messenger RNA. RefSeq lists its product as uncharacterized. NCBI's taxonomy places the organism in Eukaryota, Viridiplantae, Streptophyta, Pinopsida, Cupressales, Cupressaceae. The transcript is spliced from 7 exons. Gene Ontology annotation, molecular function: triacylglycerol lipase activity. The coding region runs from base 141 to 1385 and encodes 414 amino acids. Gene Ontology annotation, biological process: lipid homeostasis; triglyceride catabolic process. The record is from RefSeq and is a predicted model, not a curated record. Gene Ontology annotation, cellular component: lipid droplet; membrane; cytoplasm.
UCGUUCGGUGCCACGUGGAGGCAAGAUGUCAAAGGUUCGAUUCCCGGCGGCUUUACUGCAUACAUUCUUGCCAAACCCAAAUGGAUUGUUUGUGUUUGUGCCACAACAUGAAGCGCAGGAGGUAAGAGGUAGUAACAAUAAUGGUGACGGCCGUUGUGUCAAUGGCACCGCCGUCUGCUGCAAUUUUCUUCAAUUUGAAUUUGGUGAGUAAAAGUAGAGUGAAUUCCCUGGGGUUUAGGGUUUCCAGCUCCAAUGGGUUGCUUCCCAUGCGCGCCGAAUUUGCAAGGAAUAGGUUACGCGUUCGAUUCUCAACAGGGACUCAUGAGAAAGAGAAAGAGCGGAUUGUGAACGAGAAAAGGUCGCUUGCCGUUGCCACGGGCGAAUUCUUCAUCAGCAUCGCUUCCCUACUGUUGAAAAACAGAAAAUCUGAGCAGAAGAAUGUGAUUUUGUCUAUGAGAGGACUGGAGGAUGUGGUGAAGAAAUCAGGGUUGUUUAGGUUUGUUAAAACGGAUGAAAAUGAGAAGGACGAAGAAAUAGCGUCGGUUACCAAGGAUGAAAUUGAUCCGUCAGUGUUGUGGGAGCAGAGGAAGAAGGAUGUGGAGGCAGAGAGAGGAAGGCGCGUGAUUACCAGUCCCGGUUUUAGCUUCUCUGCCGCGGGUUUAUUGUUUCCUUAUCAUCUGGGCGUCGCGCAGUGUCUCAUUGAGAAAGGAUAUAUUACGGAGAACACACCAUUGGCGGGUUCAUCAGCCGGUGCAAUUGUUUGUGCUGUGAUUGCAUCUGGAGCUAGCAUGCAAGAUGCCCUGAAGGCAACCAAGGAGCUAGCAGAGGAUUGCCGCCUUAAUGGGACUGCUUUCCGGCUGGGAGCAGUUCUUAGGGGUGUUCUAGAUAAGGUUUUCCCAGAUGAUGUACAUGUGAGAGCAAAUGGCAGAAUACGAGUUGCUAUCACACAGGUGUUCAGGUCACCAAGGGCCUUGCUUGUAGACCAGUUUGAUUCUAAAGAAGAUUUGAUUGAUGCUGUUUUUACAUCUUCCUUCAUACCAGGAUACCUUGCACCUCGACCUGUUACAGUUUUUAGAAAACGGAUUUGUGUGGAUGGAGGACUGACACUAUUCAUGCCACCAACAGCUGCUGACAAAACGGUCAGAGUUUGUGCUUUUCCUGUUAGCCAAUUGGGUUUGCAAGGCAUUGGAAUCAGCCCAGAUUGCAAUCCAGAGAAUAGGGCAUCAACGAGGCAGCUUUUUAAUUGGGCAUUAGAACCAGCUGGUGAUGAUAUUCUAGACGAGCUUUUUGAUUUGGGAUACAGGGAUGCAAAUGUGUGGACGGAUAGAAAUCCAAUUAAUGAUAUUGGGAAACCUAAUAUGACAGAUGGAUUUGUUCAAUCUUGACAUCAUCUUGCCAAUCCAUGGAAAGAAGGAACGGAGGAAAAAGAAGAAUUGAUCGCAUCUAAAAUCAUCUUGUAGUUAUUGUGACUUUCAUACUACUGAGAUUGUUUUGAUUCCCUUGCUUGAUUUGCUUGAGGUCAACUGUCAUUACUUUUGAUGUCCUCUGGAUAGAAGAUAGCAAAUGAAGUUAUACAUUCAGAAGAUGUUCAAAUAUAGAAUGGUCAAGUAUAUGAGAUAUGUAAAUAAUUGAAGUAAGAAAAAAUUCAAAUCUGAUUUGUUCAAUCAGGACACUAUACUUGGUGCAGAAGUUGCAUGUUGACAAACAAUGUUGUAAACUCAACAUGUUUAUAAAAAGAUGAGUUAACUGUA